AUGAUUUGGCACUCCCGUCACUACCUCACCACCACCUCACCAUCACCACCGCCCACCACCACUAUCGUCUCUACCAACACCGCCGUCAUCUCCACCACCACCACUACCAUCUCCAACACCACUGCCAUUUCCACCAUCACAGUCUCCAUCUGCUAUUCUUGUCAUUCACCCUCUUCUUCUUCCUCAGCAUCUUCAACUUCGUGCUCUGGUAAUUUGAUGUCGAUGGUUUGUCCGUCAUUUGCGUACGCCAACAACACGAUGUACUUCAGAUCGGCGUCCAACGUUCAGGUAAUCGUGGAGGAUAACGAGCCUGAGGAGAAGCUGUUGGGACGGUUCUGUAGGGAAGUUAUGAAGGCUGGAGUCAUUCAGGAGUGUAAGUAUUUUGAGAAUGAACAGGAGGAGGAGAAGCGGAAGCAUCGUGAGGCCGCUAAGCGCAAUCGACACAGUUAUUGUUGUAAUUAA
Molecule: messenger RNA, 462 nt
Organism: Helianthus annuus (common sunflower)
Lineage: Eukaryota; Viridiplantae; Streptophyta; Magnoliopsida; Asterales; Asteraceae
Product: 30S ribosomal protein S21, chloroplastic-like
Exons: 3
Coding region: 1-462 (153 amino acids)
Biological process (GO): translation
Cellular component (GO): ribosome
Molecular function (GO): structural constituent of ribosome
Source: RefSeq, a predicted model, not a curated record